UGUCCGUCAGUAUAAAUACGACCAUGGCGGGGUGUGGGGGUCGUGCAAGCGAGCCUCAAAUUCUUAACUAUUGGCGAGGAGUGUUUCGUCUGGGGGUGAUAAGACCUCGCGGGCGUGUUCCCCUGUGGUACCCAAGGAGGAGUCCAGGCCGCCGGGGUCACCGUGUGCCGAGGAAACGCCGGAGAAACGUUUAUGUGUGUGUAUGGGCGUGGAGGGAAAGGCGGCGGGGAGCACAGUGUUAACUUGUCUAUUUUGUCCCCUUGGAGGGAUGAGGAAGGGGUUGACGUGCUGUCCCGUGCCCCUUGAGGUCCCUGUGAAGGCGAUCAAGCUGCCACCAUAAAUCUAUGACUUUAAAAUACUGGACACUAAGGAGCGGUGUGUCAGCCAUCUGUGUGGGAAGUUGUGUGGCCUGACGGAAAUUUUGUGUGUGUAUUUAGUAACCCCGAGGACCCCCAGGGAGCACGCCAAGGGUUCCUGCAGUGGCGUUCAUCCCGCAGGAGGAAUAUGUCAACGAGACUUGACCGGCUGUUUGUCCUGCUGGAGAAUGGUGGGUCUGGGGUGACACGAGGGGCUGCAGCACAGCAGCUGGGUGAAGUGGUGCGUCUACACCCGCAGGAGUUGUCAGCACUACUCAACCGCCUGCAUGGCCUUCUGCUGCACAAGUCCUGGGAUGUGAGGAUAGCAGCUGGCCUGGCAGUGGAGGCCAUCGUCAGCAAUGUGCCACCCUGGGAUCCCGCACCCACGCCUUCCACAGGUUUGUUGGGGGAGGAGAACUCUCAGAGCGUCCCUCCUCGCCUUACUCUUCGUGCCUUCAGCAUCAACAGAGUCCUGGAGCGUGGAGCCUUCCUCAUGGCUGCGGACGAGAGACUCUUCAACACUCAGGAUGACAACAAAUCCACAGACCCUAGUGAGCAGCUGGCACAGCAGCAGCAGCUGGUCAACCAGCGUCUGGGCCUGGACUUUGCUGCGGCUUUGGGGAUGGACAUCCAGGGCAUCGUGUCCAAGGACGACCUCAAAUCAGCAGUGGCAGAACGGGAGAACAGCAGCUCUGGCAGUGGCCACAAUGGACAGGGGAAGGCCCAUUCUUUGUCACAGGACUCGGUGCUCAGCAUAGUGAGGAAAGAGAUGAAGUCAGCAUGUAUAAUGCUUAGUUCCCGGGAGCUGAAUCGCGCACGCAGGAAAGCCAAACUCAUGGCUCGCCAGAAGUCUGUUGAUGUGUCUGAACACAUUGGAGAGGAUGAGCCAGAAUGCAAAAGACAUUGUGGUGAGGACAAUGCCAUAGCAUCAGCAGCAGGCAGUGAUGAUGAAGACUGCAUGGUGGUGGACGAAGGCGUUCCGGCACCCUUAGCAGAGGAGGGCUGUGAAUGGCCUCUAGAUGCCUUCUGCGACACCCUAGCAGCUGACCUGUUCAGUGUGUCUUGGGAGACGCGGCACGGGGUGGCCACGGCGCUGCGGCACAUUAUCAGGGUCCAAGGUCGUGGGGGAGGCAAGGCCACAUACCACACCAAGCAGCAGAUGGAGGAGAGUCAUCAGGCCUGGCUGGAGGACCUGGCAGUGAGGCUGGUGUGUGUGCUGGCCCUGGACCGCUUCGGUGACUUUGUCUCGGACCAAGUGGUGGCCCCUGUGAGGGAGACAUGUGCACAGACCUUGGGUAGCAUCGUGCACCUGAUGGGGGAGGAAGGGGUGUAUGGCGUGGUGGGUCUGCUGGAGGAGAUGCUGUGUCGCCAGGAGUGGGAGACGCGUCAUGGAGGACUGCUGGGCCUUAAGUAUCUCCUUGCUGUGAGAGAGGACCUACACACGUGCCUCUUGCCUCGCUCAUAUCCACACAUCUACAGAGGGCUCUUGGAUGAAAUGGAUGAUGUGGUUGCCGUGGCUGCAUCGUGUCUGGUCCCUGUGGCAGCCAGUGUGGUAGAGAAGUUGGAGUCCAGUACAGUUGGCUGCCUUGUGGCCACACUCUGGGAUGCUCUGAUGGACAUUGAUGACCUGACGUCUUCCACGGGUUCUGUCAUGAUGCUGCUGGCCAGGCUCAUGGCUCACCCAGCCUGUCGUGAGAGCAUGACCAGUGACCUGAGCCAACUGGUGCCAAGACUGUGGCCUUUUCUCUACCACAGUAGCAGUGUUGUACGUGCUUCAGCGCUCAAAACACUUGACACACUCACUGCAUGUGCUGGCUCAACCAUCCCCACCACCACCACCACUGCAGCGCCUCAGGUUUCCACUCAACACACCACUGCCAUCACUUCUACACCACAAUCUGAUACCACCACCACCACUUCAAGUAGCACUACCACCACCAUUACCACUGAAGAGUCACAGUUCUCCACCUCCACUGCACCACUAGAUUCUGACACCACCUCCACUACCACUAUAAUUGUACCCACUACCACCACCACACAGAUAGCAGACUCUGACACGACCACAAACUUGCAUUCUCCUGCCUCCGUCACUGCCGUCGAAGAGAAGAUUGUGCAUGAGAAGGGUUGUGAGUUGUGUGUGCAAAAGGAGUGCAAGCAUGAAGAGGAAAAGUUUGAGACCAAGCAAGGGAGUGGUGGGGGGAUCGUAAUACAGAAGAAAGUGGAAUAUAUUGAUAGAAAAGAAGGCUUGGAGCUGAAACAGGAAAGUGAGAUCAAGAGUGAAGACAACGCUGUGUCCUCCAGUGUCAAAAGUGAGAAUGGUCAACUUGAUGAUGAAAAGUGUUGUACAAAGUCUGUCAGUAGCUGUGUGGAUGUGAAGUGUUCCUGGCUGCCACCUAUCAUCCAACAGCUGCUCACCCACGUCUACCAGCGUGCACUGCUGGAGGAGUCGGAUGAAAACCUCCAGCUUGUCUUCAAGAUCUGGACGCAGGCCCUGGCGUGUGUGCCCCUCUCUGAAGUGCUGCCGGCCGUGUGUCCAUUGGUGUCGCAGUGGUUGUGUCUGUCCAUGGCCAAUCCUAAGGUGCCCCUUGACCCCUCGCUGCUGCUCCUCGCCCACCACAGCAAGUCUGGCGAAGGACGCAAGGUGAGGAUCGGAGGAGACUCGACAGAGCGUGUGGACACCAAGUAUUUCCUGGGAGGGUGUGACCAGUACAACAACACCACAGAGAGACAGCGGGUGGUGAUGAGGGCGAGGUGUGCUGCAGCCAGACUGCUGGGCUCCCUCUCAUGUGUCGUGAGCCAGCCAAUGCCGGGCUUGGAAUACCCCCAAGACCAAGGUCCAAUGGAAUGUUACGUCAGGCUCCUCGAGGCUCACCUGGCCUCUCGCUCGGCUCUGCAGCGCUUUGGGGCCGGUGCAGUGGUGAGGGCCUGGGCCGCCACACGCCCCCCGUACUCCUGCCCCCCUUCCCUCCAGAAGGCACUGCACACCUGCCUCAGUGAAGUGGUCUACUAUGAUGAGAUAGCACUCUCCUUCACCAGGCUACAACAGGAAACACAGGACUUCAUGGCCAUGCUGAGACACUACAAAUUGCCCCUUGAUCCUGCCCUCACAGCAUCUCCUGUCUUAACCCUCAAUCAGAUUCAGACACUGAGCGGGCACACUGCACUCACACUGUUUGCCCUGGGCCGCCUCCGCCCCAAGGUGUUGGCAACGCUGGAGGAAAGACGGAAGACUAUACAGAGCAGUGUGUCUCAGACCUCCAGUGACCAGCUCACUCUGGCAACCAUGACCCAGGCAGUGAUUGCUGGUUCCGUUGUCCUGUUUGACGCUCUGCCGGGCAAGCUCAACCCCGUCAUUAAGCCUCUCAUGGACAGCAUCAAGAAGGAGAAGAAUGAAAAGUUGCAAGCCAUGUCAGCAGAAGACCUCACCCACCUGCUGGAAAUGUGUGUAGCAUGGUCAAGUGGACCAAACUCAAAAGUCAUUAAAAACUUGGCCAACUUCCUGUGUGUGGACCAAGAGUACACGCCAAAGGCCUCCCAACAAGUUGAUAUGGAGGGGAAUGUAGCCAAGGAGACUGACCAUUGCCUCCAUCAUAUACUCUCUCUCUCAUCACAACUCAAGUCAACAGAGCGUCAGAUGGUGCAGCGGUCUUCCUCGCUCUCCGGCCGUCCUCCGGGUCGACCACCUGCCAAUGCCAAGAAAGAGGACCCAGCAGAGUUGACAGAAGCCAUCAUGGAGGGCGAGCAACAGCAUGCAGCUGAGGUGCAACGACGUGGCUGUACCUUUGCGCUGCAGAACAUUGCCCGCCACUUUGCUUCAGACCUGCCUCAGAGGUCACCUCAGCUGUGGCAAAUGAUAAUUGGUCCACUGGCCACCAUCACCACCAGGACUGGUCCCCUCAAGCCUAGGCCACCAUUGCCUGAGGAAGGCCAUGCACCUCUCCCAGGUCCUGAGGAGUGUGACAGGGAAGCCCUGCCCUCCAGUGCAGUGCCACCAGUACAGAGUACUGGGCCAGAGAUCACCAAGUCUGACAGUGAACAAAUGGACAUCAGCACAGGGCCCCAAAAGUCAGGCAGUAUGGCCAUGAAGCAGGAUGCCAGCAGCCUAAAGAGUCCCCAGGAGGCUGUCAACUGGCUACAGCUGGUGGAGGUUGUGGUGCCAGCACUCCACAUUACACUGGUGGAGCAGUUUGGGCAGCAGGCAAGGAUGCUGGAGUCCUGGCUGUACCACGAGAAUGCAGCCGUGCGGCACAUGGCUUCACGGGUCCUGGGAGCCCUGGCCAUGGUCCUGCCUGUGGCCACUCUCACACAGAUAGUGGAGACCGUGGUGCCCCAGCUGGCUAGCAUCCACUGUAAAGUCCAGCGGAGGGGGGCAGUGGAAGCCAUCCACUGUGUCAUCCAGAAGCUUGGCUUUGAUGUUGUGCCUUACAGUGUGAUGCUGGUGGUGCCUUUGUUAGGGAGUAUGAGUGACCCCGACACCAGUGUGAGACUCACUGCAACCCUGUGCUUUGCCACGCUGAUCCGGCUGCUUCCGCUGGAGGGAGGCAUUCCAGACCCGCCCUCGCUGAGCCAAAGGAUGGUGCUGCAGAAGAAACAGGAGAGGGAGUUUUUGGAGAGGCUUCUGGACCCUGCCAAGAUUCCUGAUCACAUAGUUCCAGUGCCCAUCCGUGCUGAACUCCGGAGCUAUCAACAGAGUGGUGUUAACUGGCUGGCCUUCCUGAACCAGUACAAGCUUCACGGCAUCCUGUGUGAUGACAUGGGACUCGGCAAAACCCUGCAGUCCAUCUGUAUCCUGGCCAGUGACCACUAUAGGAAGGAGAGGGACAGAGCAGAGUUAGGUGAAGGUGGUGACAGUGGAGCUGAUGGUGGUGAUGGCCAGCCUCCACCUAUCCAGUCUUUGGUGGUGUGUCCGCCCACCCUCACAGGCCAUUGGGUGUACGAGGUGGAGAAGUUUGUGGAUCAGGAACACCUCAAUCCACUCCACUACACUGGACCCCCAACAGAACGCUACAGGCUGCGGCGGUUCUUCUCGGAGCACAACUUGGUGGUUGCUUCUUACGACAUUGUAAGGAAUGACAUUGACUUCUUCUCCCUCAUCAAGUGGAAUUAUGUGAUCCUCGACGAGGGACAUGUCAUCAAGAACAGUAAAACCAAGUCCUGCCGUGCCAUCAAGCAGCUCACUGCCCAGCACCGCUUGAUCCUGUCUGGCACGCCCAUCCAAAACAGCGUCCUGGAGCUGUGGUCACUCUUUGACUUCCUCAUGCCUGGCUUCCUGGGCAGCGAGCGGCAGUUCAUGGCACGCUACUCCCGCCCCAUCCUGCUGGCCCGGGACCCCAAGAGCUCCAGCCGGGACCAGGAGGCUGGUGUCCUGGCCAUGGAGGCCCUGCACCGCCAGACGCUGCCGUUCCUCCUGCGCCGCACCAAAGAGGAUGUGCUCAGUGACUUGCCUCCAAAGAUUACGCAGGACUACUACUGUGAGCUGAGUGCACUACAAGAGGAGCUGUAUGAGGACUUUGCCAACACCCAAGCCAGCCAGAGCAUCAGUGACACUCUGCACACUGACAGAAGCAUCAGCAGUGGCAGCCGCCGAGAGGAUGCCAGCGGGCCUGCAUCAAGGCUUCACCAAACACAUAUCUUCCAGGCACUGCAGUACCUGAGGAAGGUGUGCAACCACCCCAAGCUGGUACUGAAGGCUUGUCACCCAGAGUUUGAGCGCAUUACAUCCAAGCUGAAGAGCUGCAACUCCUCUCUGUCCGACAUCUCCCACUCAGCCAAGCUUCUUGCCCUCAAACAGUUGCUGUUGGACUGUGGCAUAGGCAGCGGCAGCAAUGCCAACAGCAGUGAUAGUUCCAUAGUGUCACAGCACCGAGCCCUAGUGUUCUGCCAGCUGCAGGGGAUGCUGGACAUCAUAGAAAAUGACCUCCUCAAAGCUCACAUGCCAAGCGUCACUUACCUUCGGCUGGAUGGGGCAGUGCCGGCAGGGGCGAGGCAUUCCCUGGUGCGGCGCUUCAACAGUGACCCGUCCAUCGACCUGCUGCUCCUCACCACGCAAGUCGGGGGUCUCGGCCUCAACCUCACCGGUGCUGAUACGGUCAUCUUUGUGGAGCAUGACUGGAACCCCAUGAGAGACCUUCAAGCAAUGGAUCGCGCUCACCGCAUCGGGCAGAAAAAUGUGGUGAACGUGUACCGCCUAGUGUCUCGCGGCACACUGGAGGAGAAGAUCAUGGGGCUCCAGAAAUUCAAGAUGAUGACAGCCAACACAGUGAUAAGCCAGGAGAACUCCAGUCUCAUGAGCAUGGGAACCAACCAGCUGCUGGACUUGUUCAUGUUUGAUUCUGGGAAGUCUGGCGGCAGUGGCGGUGGUGUAGGCCAAGAGUCUUCCUCCGGCACCCCCACCACUACCACCUCACACAUACUAGGUCUUGGCACAGCAGGAGCCAAAGCAGUCCUGGAAAGCUUACCUGAUCUGUGGGAUCAAGAUCAGUAUGAGAAUGAAUAUAACCUGGACUCCUUUAUGUCAGCCCUCAGAAGGUCUACACCCAGCCAUGUCCUGAAACCCUAAAAACUUUAGCUGGGUGCUUAGAGUUAUUGCUGGGUAAGUAAUCAGUCAUCCAGCCAGCCAUCAUUACACUACUCAACUUCACCUAACCUAUCUGAACCCAUCAUAGCCCAGCUUGCCCUACCAUAACCUAAUUCAACUCACAAAUCACUUGUAGGAUGAUGAUUGGAGGUACUGCUGGAGUUAUCAAUGAGUUUUGCUUUACCAUUCCACUAAACACAAUACACCUCUCAUCCAUACUGCAUCUGUACACUUCUUCAUUCCUCCUUUGUAUACCUACCACACCCUGCCCCAGAAUGACUCAUACACCUUCUUCACAGAAUCACCAUUUUGCAUAUUCAUUACAUGUCCAAGCCAUUUCAAUGCAUCAUGCUUUACCCAUUCCACACACUACACCUCUUGCUCUCUGCUACAUACCACAUAUCUUGUACACCUUUUCAUUACUCAUACCAUCCCACCUUGUUACACCAGAUACUCUCCUCAGGUAACUCAUUUCUACUUCUCAUAACCUUGUCUGUACAGACUCAUUCCCUGCCCAUGUUUCAGAAGCUCUAUGUCAAGUUAGUAGAACUGUAUUAUUCCUUAAUAAUAUAUUAUUCUAUCCUUUUAUCUCUAUAUACAUUCCUUGUAAUACCAUCUUAGCUGUGUUUGCUCAGCCAGCCGUCUUCAUAUCUCUUGAUAUUUGUGAUUCUGUUUCUUGUCAAGAAGUCUUAUGGUGGAUUGGCUUGGCCUACAGUGUGUGGAUUCACUCAGCACAAGUACAUAGCAUUGUCAGUUCCUGUGCUGAAAGACAAAGACCUGGAACCCCGAGGUUUGGCAUUGUAGGAUGGGUGGGGCGUUGCAUCUCCCUGGCGUAUGCCCCAAUUGAUUGAUUGGUCCUGUUUUUAUGAACAUAUGAGUCAUUGAAGAUCCUGAACCAUGAAUAUGUGAAGGACUUCAUGUAACCUGAAAAAUAAAAGUAAUGGAGAGGGACUUUUGAACUUUGCUGGUUUGACUGGAGAGUAAGUGUGGAUGUGGCCCAUUUCAAUGAUUAGGCUUUACUUUGUCCAUCUCAUGGGUUAUUACUUCCAAGGUGUGGUACUAUAGACCUAUCCCCAUCCCUUGUUCCACAGGGGAGGGGGCCUUGCUAAUGUAUGCUUGUAUAAGAUAAGAGAGAAUGAAUGAAAAUACUGAUUAACUCUUGCAUUAGGAAGUUGAAUUGUUAUCAUUAUAUCUUUUGGCAAACUAGCCAUUCUGUUAUCUUUCUGUUUAUAUGUGUGAGUCUAGCCAUCAUCAAAACCCUUCCCACAUUAUAUAUAUAUAUAUAUAUAUAUCUAUAUAUAUAUAUAUAUAUAUAUAUAUAUAUAUAUAUAUAUAUAUAUAAAUAUAUAUAUAUAUAUAUAUAUAUAUAUUUUCUGUCUUAGUGUUGCCUUUAUUAUGUGUUAUUUUGGUUCUAUAUUAUUGGGACAGAAGGUCAGACAAUCUUGAACGUCCAUUGUGAUAUAGAAAUUUUAAGUAGUACAGGUCAGGCCAUGAAGUGGACAGAUGCAUGCCACAGCUCUCUUGGAAAGGUCAGACCUCAAGAACAGAAGAGAAUGGCAAUAAGACUAAUACUAGAUACAUGUAAAUAGUUUGUAAUUAGUAGGUAAAUAUUGCAGAGGUAGACCAGGAAAGACAACGUGUGUAUUAUUACCUCUGAUUUCAUUGUAAAUAUAGUACAUAGUGGUUGAUGAUGCAACAUAUUACAACAUAGGGUCUACAUGUUAAAACAAUUCACGUCUCAGGGAAAGUAAAGCUGUAAGAAUA
Messenger RNA from Eriocheir sinensis (Chinese mitten crab), 8697 nucleotides. RefSeq names its product TATA-binding protein-associated factor 172-like (gene Hel89B). The record is from RefSeq and is a predicted model, not a curated record. The transcript has 34 exons. Lineage: Eukaryota; Metazoa; Arthropoda; Malacostraca; Decapoda; Varunidae. Gene Ontology annotation, molecular function: TBP-class protein binding; ATP-dependent chromatin remodeler activity; DNA binding. The coding region runs from base 505 to 6915 and encodes 2136 amino acids.